AGCAAGGCGGCGCUAAGGACGAAAUCUAGCACAAGGCUUUUGCCUUGUUACCCACGUGUUUGAUGGGACUGAUUUCAAUAGAAUGUCCACAGUUGAGUGGGCCUCAACCUCUACAUUAUGCACGCGUGCAGCCGCUUCCUGUUAGGUAAGCCUAUACGCGUGAUAAUUUGAAAUUUUUGUCAUAGUCUACUGGUAAAUUUUAUCACGGAGGAAUAAUAAGAAGAAGAGGAGGAGGAAGUAUACUGUAGCACUUCACCAAUUGGCUACACGCAUCGUUUACCGAGCCAGCGGUUUGGAUUAGAUUGGAUUGGAUCAAAUGGGUGCUUUAUAGAUUUACAGGUGGAGUAUAGAAAGUCAUGGGGUUUGAAUAGAGAGAGAGAGAGAUAAAGCUUAACAAAGCGUGUUUGGACUGAGAUAUGAAGGAUAGCCGCCAGGUACUCAUGGUGUUGCCCAUUUUCUUAGGUGUCAGUUGAUUAGAUCGUCCACGUCAUAAGGCGGUGCUUACGCAGAAAUUUCCUCUCGUGGACUGGCAUUGGGGAUUGGUGCUUAUAUAGGUUUGAGGGGGCAAUUGUAACCAAAUUUUUCUCAGAGGGAAAGCUCAUAGCUUGGAGGGUUGAGGAAUUUAGAGAAGAACUAGGAUAUUUUUUUGGAGGGCUUGGUUUGAGAUUGUUAUAGAUGUUUGGGUGAUUGGGUGUGACUUUUUUUUGGGGAUUGAUCUAUUGUUUAAAGGUUGGGGUCUUUGCUGGGGAUGGUGAGUUUAGAUUGGUGAUUCAAGUUUGAAGUUUGAGAUUGUGGUUGUUCUUUGCUGGAGAAAGGUGAGCUGGGAUUGCUGGUUCUUGGUGGGGAGGUUUUAGAGAAUCAGGUUUGAAGUUGGAGAGAUUGAGUCUCUAGACAAUCCAGUUUCAGAUUGUACUUGUUCUUUUUUGAGAAGGCAAGAUAAGAGUGAGAUUCUAGACAAUCCUGUUUGAGAUUGUAGGUGUUCUUUGUUGGAGGAGAGAUAAAGAUUGAGAGUCUCUAGACAAUCGAGUGUGAGAUUGCAGGUCCCUUUUUUUUUUGGAAAAGGCGAGAUAAAAUUGAGAGUCUCUAGAUUAUCCAGUUUGAGAUUGUAGGUGUUCUUUGCUGAGAAGGUGAGAUAAGAUUGAGAGUCUGUGUACAAUCUAGUUUGAGAUUUUAGGUGUUCUUUGUGUUGGAGCAGGCAAGAUAAGAUUGAGUCUCUAAAUUAUCCAGUUUGAGAUUGUAGGUGUUCUUUGUGUUGGAGCAGGCGAGAUAAGAUUAAGAGUCUCUACAUUAUCCAGUUUGAGAUUGUAGAUGUUUUUUGUGGGAGAAGGUGAGACAAGACUGAGAGUCUCUAGACAAUCCAGUUUGAAGUUCGGGAUUGAGGGUGUUCUUUGCUGGAGUGGGUGAGUUAGGAUUACAGAUUCUUAGUGGAGAUUAUAGAGAAUUGAGCUUGAAGUUUGAAAUUGUGGGUGGAGAAGGUGAGUAAAGAUUAGUGAGUCUUGUACUUUGAAUAUUGGAGAAGAGAUUUUAGGAUUAGCAAUUCUUGUUGGAGAAUUUAUAGACAACUGGUUUAGAAACAGAUUGAUUGGAGUGUUGAGAGAGGAAGGAAUUCUUUUGUUUGGAAAUUCUUUGAAUUCCUUUCGGUUGUUUCAUGAUAACAGUGAUGGGGAGAGAAGGGGCACCAGGACAACUUUAUCUUCCACCUGGUUUCAGGUUUUACCCUACUGAUGAAGAAUUGGUGGUUGAGUACUUGUGCAAGAAGACUGCAGGCCAUCCUUUUGCUGUGCCUAUUAUUGCAGAGGUGGAUCUUUACAAGCUUGAUCCUUGGGAUCUUCCAGAUAAGGCGCUGUUUGGAGAGAAAGAAUGGUACUUCUUCAGUCCUAGAGACAGGAAAUAUCCCAAUGGAUCUCGACCCAACAGGGCUGCUGGAACAGGCUACUGGAAGGCCACUGGCACUGAUAAGCCCAUUUACAGUAAUGGAGGAAGCCACAAGCAGCUAGUUGGGGUGAAGAAAGCUCUGGUUUUUUACAUUGGCAAAGCUCCAAAGGGAACCAAAACCAAUUGGAUAAUGCAUGAAUACCGUCUGGCAGAUGCAGGCGCUAGAGCUGCAAAGAGAAAAGGAAGCCUAAGGUUGGAUGAUUGGGUAUUGUGCCGGAUAUACAAGAAAUCCAUGGGAGCCCAGAAAGCAGCAGCCGCUGCAGCAGCAGCAGCAGCAAGAAAGGAAUGCAAUGAGUCAUCUUCUUGUUUGGAUGAGGUUUUAGCCUCUCUUCCAGAUAUUGACAACAAGCUCAUCAAUCUACCUCGUUUAAACUCCAUGAAUCUUUUCAUGGAGCAAAAGUCCUGCAAUGACAUUGAAGUCAAGGAUAUUGCAGAUAAUGUUAGCAGAUCUUGUGCUGGUCAGCCAUGGAGGAACACCACCACCACCAACACCACAACCACCACCACCACCGCCACCAAUAACAGAAACAAUUUAGUUAACUGCUUGAUGGAUUUUGGGCAGAAAGCAGAUCAGCAGUAUUCCAAUGGAGGCACAGAUGGGGUUGUAACAGAAGUAGCAUCUUCUAGAUGCAACUACACUUCCCCACUUGACAUACAAUUGAACAAUACUUCUAGAAGAAAUGGUAGCAUUAACUAUGACUUUGCAGCUGCUUUACAGUGUAGGCCUCCCAGGCCUGAAAGGCAGCCAUUGAUGCAUCAUCACCAUGACUCCCCAGAUGAAGAAGUUCAGAGCUCUUUUAGACUACACAACAGUGAAAUCAAUCCCAUUCAGCCUUCUCAGCCACCAUUAGGAUUUGGGUAUGAUACAAACCAGCUUCAAAAUUCAUUUAAUGCUUCUUCUCAGAUGGAUCCCAUGAAUAUGGUCUUUGAUAAUGCAUUCUUAGCAAGCUUGCAGGGCUCAAACUUUCUGCAGAAUCGACCACAGUAAAUUCCUAGUAGUAAUUCCCACCUUCCAUUAUAUGCAUCUUCUUCCCAAUGGGGAUCUGAAACUGGGGCAUAUAGGACUAAAGGGGCUAUAGUAGUUAAGUCAGGAGCUCUUCAAGAUGAUGAUAUAAAAGAUUGGGAAGAUUUAGUUGUGUACAUUGUACAAUAUUUACUGUUCUACAGAAAUCAUUGUAUUGCUGUUUACAUCAGGAACUUAUUUCGUUAUUAGUCUUGCAUUUAUUCAAGAAUUAAAAGCUGUUGUUCCUUGACAGACUCCAGGAAUUGUUUUAAUAAGGCUGUUCCUUCAUUUAUCAAAGUAUAUUUAUUGCAGUCGA
Cryptomeria japonica (Japanese cedar) is the source of this 3254-nucleotide messenger RNA. RefSeq names its product NAC domain-containing protein 72. The transcript is spliced from 3 exons. The record is from RefSeq and is a predicted model, not a curated record. Gene Ontology annotation, molecular function: DNA binding. Bases 1649 to 2923 code for a protein of 424 amino acids. Gene Ontology annotation, biological process: regulation of DNA-templated transcription. Lineage: Eukaryota; Viridiplantae; Streptophyta; Pinopsida; Cupressales; Cupressaceae.